This is a messenger RNA of Debaryomyces tyrocola, 339 nucleotides long. Lineage: Eukaryota; Fungi; Ascomycota; Pichiomycetes; Serinales; Debaryomycetaceae. The record is from the annotation of a GenBank genome assembly.
AUGAUUCAGUAUUUGGAACUCAUAGAAAGCAAGGUUACUCUAGUGAGUAAUUCUCUCUUACUUAUCAUCGUUGUCCCACUUUUAUUGGUGGGUAUAAUGGACGCGAUGACUUACAUAGUAAGCGUCAGCUUAAACUACACAUUGAAAAGUGCCGCAAGCGGUAAAAGUUCGAAACUGAUGUUAUUAGAAAACGAUAAAUACUUCAAGGCUUUGAAGGAGUUCAAGAUCAAGUCGAUCCACUGGUCGAUCAAAUUUUUUGAAGAUAAGCAAUUGGAUAUGGCCAGAAACUUUCAUCAAAUGUUCAUUUCAAGAUUAGUCAAGGUGCGGAAGGAGGAUUGA